AUGCCUUGGAUGAGAGCUAUCCUUUCUGUGGCGCGUUGCCUUCCACGGCAGCUCACGCUCGUGAGCCCAAAUGCUUGCGCUGCCACCGUAGCCUGCCGUGUAGUCGCUCUAUGCCGCGAGCCUAGCCGCUGGCAUGGCCCUCCGCGGCAGCUCACGCCCGCGAGCCCAGCUGCCCACACCGCUGCCGCAGCCUGCCAUGCAGUCUCACGGUCUCGCCACGCUGCGAGCCCAUCCGCGUGUGGCAACACUGCCGUGGAGCUUGCAAGCCUGGCCGCCUCGCCGCUGCACCUAGCACUCACCGUCCUCCAUGCUAGCCUGCUGUAUUGCACGAACGGAAGAACACCGAAGAGGAGACGACAUGAUGGAGAACAGGUUAACCCGGACGCGCUAGCGCAGGCGGCGCGCGCCGACGCGGAGCGCUCGGCCUCCGGCGGCCGCUGCGCCGUUGGCCUGCACGGCGUCCCCGUCCUGCUCAAGGACAACAUCGCCACGCGCGAUAGGCUCAACACCACGGCCGGCUCCCUGGCGCUGCUCGGCUCCGUGGUCAGGCGAGACGCCGGCGUGGUGACCCGCCUCCGCCGCGCCGUUGCCGUGAUCCUCGGCAAGGGCAACCCCUCCGAGUGGUCCAACUACCGCCCCGUCGAUUCCGGCUGGAGCGCCCGCGGCGGCCAGACGCUGAAUCCAUAUGUUCUGUCCGUGACGCCAUGCGGGUCCGAGACACUGGGGUCCGAGACCGACGUCUCCAUCCUCUGCCCAUCGUCGCUCAACUCUGUGGUUGGCAUCAAACCGACUGUUGGGUUGACUAGCCGGUCCGGUGUCAUCCCCAUCACUCCUCUUCAAGACACUUUUGGGUACAUACGUGAUGCCGUCCAUGUGUUGGACGUCAUUGUCGGCUACGACGAACUUGAUGAUGAAGCCACCGGAGCAGCGUCCAAGUACAUCCCGCACGGGGGAUUCACGCAGUUCCUGAGGAUCCAAGGAUUGAAGGCCAAGAGGAUCGGUGUCCUCGAUGUGUUUUUUCAAGGAUACGAUGACAUGCAAUUGGCGGUCAUAGCAUUCAACGAAGCGCAUCCUGUAGAGGAGAGACUCAAAGAUUUUGGGCAGCCAGACCUGAUUGCCGCGGAGAAAACCAAUGACAUUGGCACCAGGGAGAGAGCUGCCAUCCAGCGGCUCAAGGAGAUAUCCACCAAUGGGUUGGAAAAGCUGAUGAAGGAACACCAGCUGGAUGCAAUCGUGGCGCCCAACAGCGACGCCUCCUCUGUUCUCGCCGUCGGGGGCUAUCCGGGCAUCGCCGUGCCAGCGGGGUACGACAGGCAGGGAGUCCCCUUUGCGAUAUGCUUUGGUGGGCUCAAGGGCUACGAGCCAAGGUUGAUUGAGAUUGCUUAUGCGUUCGAGCAAGCUACAAAAGUCAGAAGACCGCCUAGUUUCAGGAGAUAG
This is a messenger RNA of Miscanthus lutarioriparius, 1437 nucleotides long. NCBI's taxonomy places the organism in Eukaryota, Viridiplantae, Streptophyta, Magnoliopsida, Poales, Poaceae. The record is from the annotation of a GenBank genome assembly.